CUUGGUCGGCAGUUGCGGUGUCGGAGGAUCAGGUGACUUGGUGUCGCGGAGGGGGGCGGGUGGCGUCCUGCCGCCGCACCAUCCGCACCCCCAUCCCGCCGAUUUCCCUCACCCGCUUCGCUUCAACUGUAUGGAUAUCUGUUCGUCGUUCACGACAGUCGGUUCCCUGAGUUCGGGGCUAUGUAGUCCGUUAGCGCAGAGCUUCUCGCGCCAAGGGAAGAAACGGGCACUGUCCGUGUCACCGUCCCCGGACCUGGAACUCCAUGGCCGCAUCCGGUCCUCACCGAGCGCCCUUUACUCGGCCGCCGCGGCGUACGGGGCUUCGUGUUCAAGGAGCUCCAGCACGUCCGGCUCGUACGGCCAUCUGAACCCGUUGGCUUUCACCAUGCAACACCACCCGUCCGUCAUAUCGCCGCAGGUCCAGCAGCUGCUGCGGUCCGCCAGCGGUCUGCACUUGCCCUGGCACAACGCCGCCUCGAUGCCGUCCGCAGCCCAUCAUGCGUCGUACAACAUGCACAUGUUGCCCGUGCACCCGCAGGACACCUCGCAGAUGUUGGCUAACGAUAUGUGCAAACCAAAACACGAACGGUCCAAAUCGAAGUCGGGAUCGAGUUCUAAGAAGACGUCCCAGAAGCUGUGCGAGGACUCCAAACAGAACUCGCCCGAAUCGAUCAGCGAUCUCAAGGGUGAACCGGAUUUCAUCGAGACCAACUGUCACUGGAAACACUGCACUUUAGAAUUCCAGACCCAAGCUAUGCUCGUACAACAUAUAGUUAAUGAUCACAUUCAGGCGAAUAAAAAGUCAUUUGUAUGCCAGUGGCAGGAUUGUUCUAGAGACGAGAAGCCGUUCAAAGCUCAGUACAUGCUUGUGGUUCACAUGCGGAGACAUACUGGGGAGAAACCUCACAAAUGCACGUUUGAAAAUUGCACCAAAGCUUAUUCAAGGCUGGAAAACCUAAAAACUCAUCUCAGAUCUCAUACUGGCGAAAAGCCAUACACAUGUGAACAUCCUGGUUGCAGUAAGGCCUUUAGCAAUGCUUCGGAUAGAGCAAAACAUCAAAAUCGUACUCAUUCUAGUGAGAAACCGUAUGUAUGCAAAGCUCCGGGUUGUACGAAACGUUACACAGAUCCCAGUUCCUUGCGUAAACACGUCAAGACAGUUCACGGAGCGGAUUUUUACGCUCACAAACGACACAAAGGAAAUGGCGAUAACAGCCGCGGAGGAGGAAGUAGUGGCGGUGGCGGAGGAAGUGGUGGAGGUACAGGUGCCGAUGAUGCCUCGCCGUACAGAAGCGAUGAAAUGCCGAUGAGUGCCAAAACCGUUAGUGUGUCUAGUCCGAGCAUAAAAUCCGAAGAAACUAAUUCUCCGGGUCAGCAACCCAGUCCCAUGAGCGUACCGUAUACCAAUAGGAUGUUUCACGACGAGCCGAUUAGUGACAGCAAUCAUAGUGCAGACGCUUUGGAUGAUAAUUGGAUGGAAGACGGACAAGAAGCCGAUUUGUUUGAUCUCAUCCCAAUGCAGUCCGACGUCGGUAGUAUGGUGACUUCGGCACCGAUGGUUCGAAGAAUGCGUCGAUUCGUGCCUCAUGCCGGAUUGAAGCAUGCAGCCAGUGAACUGUCGCCAAUGCCAGACUUAAGUCCUGGCCACGGCGGUAGUUCUGGUAUACAAGAAUUGAACAAGCGACUGACCGACAUGAAAAUGGUGUCCAAUCAAGAAACUAUACGGAGAGAAAGUACCUUUAGUAAUUACUGGAGCAUGAAGUCUGACCACAGUCGCAGGAACAGCCAAGUACCUUCCGAGCAUCAUAGACUAAGUAAUGCCUCGUCCCUGUACGAUCCAAUAUCCGUGGAUUACUCACCUAGUCAAGCGAACACAGCUAUGGGACCUGAUAUCGACGCGUUUUCCGAGAGCGGAGAGUGCGGUAGACAGAUGCCGGAAAGCGCUAAAAUGUCUAGACCACAAGACCACCGAGCGGGAGGCGUGCACCAUCCGAACUCGAAUAUCAACCUCGACGAGGUGGGCGAAGGCGAAUCGUUGGAAAGCAAAAUGGUGUUGCCGGACGAUUUCGACGACGUCAUCAAGGACAUGAUAAGCGAGAAGAUCGACAGUUACGAUCUGGGCGCGUUCGACGCGGAGAAAACCAUCAACGAACUGACCGAGUCCGCCUUGGAGCACAUUCCCACGUUGACGUCGCCGAUCAUGGCCGAUCACGCGAUCGCCGCCGGCCUGGCCAGUCCUCAGGUGCUGGUGACGCCUCCGCCCGCGGUCGCGGUGCCUCCACCGGCGCCGCCGCCCGGCGACGACAGGCCCAAGGCGGUGACCAACCACCGGAACAUGCGCAGCAACAGUUUGCCGGUCAACUGGCAAGGGCACGAGCACCAGGCGCAGGACGUGCCGCGGUCCGCGUACCACGGUCAGUUCCAAAACCAAAGAUCGUACCAGGCGAACGCGGCCGCGAUGCAACAACUCGUCAACAACAACAACAACAACAGCAACAGCAACAACUUGAACUGCACGGCCGCCGUGCAGCAGAGGCACAACGGCGGACGGUACUCGUACUCGUCGCACCAAGAUUUCGUCAACUACAACAACUACGCGAACUUCCGACCGAACGACUACCAGACGAAGAACAGUGGCCAACAGCAGUACGUCGCGGCCAACGGCAAUCAGUUCCACGGCAGCGGUUACUACGGCAACCACGAUCACCAAACGUACCAGAGGUGCCAGAGGACCGGCAACAACAACAACAACAACAACAACAACAAUAACAACAACAACAACAACAACAAUGAAGACGGUGGCGGGCAGACGGCGGCUGCGGCGGUGGUGGCGGCGCACGGCAUGGCGUACAACAAUUACUACGGGUGCAGCAACCAGCAGUGCGGCCAGCACCAGCAGCAGCAGCAGCAACAGCAACAGCAGCAGCACGGCUACUACAACGGCUAUCAGGGCAGCAGCAACAAGUUCGGUGGGUACACGAGGCCGUCCAACGCACCGAUGCACCACCACCACCACCACCAUCACCACCAGCAGGACCACCACCAGCAACAGUACUAUGUGGACCUGGACAGGAAACAGGAGGGCGAAGCGGCGGUGGCGACGGGUCCAAUGGAGGACAAUUCGUUCCGGUCUCCCCAAGGGCCGCACGCGUUUGACGGCAGCAACAACAUGGUGCUUAAAGACAUGUCCACCUCGUUGAGUUCGUUGUACGACGAGAACACGUUUUUCCAAAUGUCCACCACUGUGUUCUCCGAAUCGUAGCGCUACUGUCCGUCACUUUAGGAUAAAAGCGAAAAAAAAAAAUUUAAAAAAAAA
Sipha flava (yellow sugarcane aphid) is the source of this 3316-nucleotide messenger RNA. Its product is annotated as transcriptional activator cubitus interruptus-like. Lineage: Eukaryota; Metazoa; Arthropoda; Insecta; Hemiptera; Aphididae. The record is from RefSeq and is a predicted model, not a curated record. Gene Ontology annotation, molecular function: DNA-binding transcription factor activity, RNA polymerase II-specific; RNA polymerase II cis-regulatory region sequence-specific DNA binding. Gene Ontology annotation, cellular component: nucleus. Gene Ontology annotation, biological process: regulation of transcription by RNA polymerase II.